This is a messenger RNA of Brassica oleracea var. oleracea, 659 nucleotides long. RefSeq lists its product as uncharacterized. Lineage: Eukaryota; Viridiplantae; Streptophyta; Magnoliopsida; Brassicales; Brassicaceae. The record is from RefSeq and is a predicted model, not a curated record. The transcript has 2 exons. Bases 57 to 455 code for a protein of 132 amino acids.
UGUUCUCUCUCUCUCUGAUUUCACGGAAAAAUUCCCAGCACACUCUCUCUCUUUUCAUGGCGGAAUCACCAAAGUACAUUGAGCCCUAUGAUUGCAGAGAAGCUGUAGCGAUUUCGCCAAAACUCUCUCUCUCUUUCGUUAUGUUGAACCCGAGAUUACAGAGAAUCCGGCCAGUGUUUAAACCCUCCGACGAGCUCUCCGGCAGCCAUGUACGGCGGAGGGGCGUUUCUUCUUCAAACCACGAAUUCUCCUUCAAGCGAGUCCAAUCGGUCAGCAAAUCAGCAGGUCCAUUCGAUGCACUAAUCUGCGUCGGCCAAUUCUUCCCCGAUUCACCGGAGCUUCUAGGCGAGUUUCUGGAUUACGUCGAAGGCCGAGCUCAGGUCCUGAGACUACGGCGUCUCCGCCCCCAAAAUCCUAUCCGCGACCUCGAUGAAAACGGAGAAUCAAGGGUUUAAGAUGGACGGGCUUACUUAUCUGGUACGGAGUCAUCUGAUGGUCAGUUUGGGAAGUACAGUCAAGAUGAUGUUGAUGCUCUUCGUGCUCUUGCUGAUGAUUCUGGAGUUGUUGAUUUGUUUUUGACAUAUCCUUUUUUGAACUUUUGAUGGAUGGAUUGGUUUCUUUAUGUUCAUGUUUUUAGUAAUUGUUGGUCCUUAAUUAGU